Phyllopteryx taeniolatus (common seadragon) is the source of this 3306-nucleotide messenger RNA. RefSeq names its product glycoprotein M6Bb (gene gpm6bb). The record is from RefSeq and is a predicted model, not a curated record. Gene Ontology annotation, cellular component: myelin sheath; plasma membrane. Gene Ontology annotation, molecular function: structural constituent of myelin sheath. Bases 148 to 954 code for a protein of 268 amino acids. Gene Ontology annotation, biological process: central nervous system myelination; axon development. NCBI's taxonomy places the organism in Eukaryota, Metazoa, Chordata, Actinopteri, Syngnathiformes, Syngnathidae. The transcript is spliced from 7 exons.
GUGACGUCACCGGGGCUGUCUCCAAAGUGUUCGCGAGCGUCCAGUUGACAGCGCGCAUCUCAGGACUCACACGAAAGGAGCGGUGCACCCAAAAACAACCACGACGACCGCUUGCAUCUGACUUGUCACGGGGGCAGAUCUUCAAACAUGGGUUGCUUCGAGUGCUGCAUUAAAUGUUUAGGCGGCGUGCCGUACGCGUCGUUGGUGGCGACCAUCUUGUGCUUCUCCGGCGUGGCCCUCUUCUGCGGCUGCGGUCACGUGGCGCUGACGGGCACCGUCAGUAUCCUAGAAAGUCACUUCUCCAAGGUCGCCAGUGAUCACGCCAUGCUCACCGACGUAAUACAGCUGAUGCAGUACGUCAUCUACGGCAUCGCCUCCUUCUUCUUCCUGUACGGCAUCAUCCUGCUGGCGGAGGGCUUCUACACCACCAGCGCCGUCAAGGAGCUGCACAGCGAGUUCAAGACCACCAUCUGCGGACGCUGCAUCAGCGGAAUGUUUGUGUUCCUCACCUACAUUCUGGGCGUGGCCUGGCUGGGCGUGUUUGGCUUCUCCGCCGUGCCCGUCUUCCUCUUCUACAACAUGUGGUCCACCUGCGCCAGCAUGAAGUCGUCCAUCUCCAACCUCACCGACAUCGACUCCAUCUGCGUGGACGUGCGUCAGUACGGAAUCAUCCCAUGGAACGCAACACCGGGGAAGGCCUGUGGAUCCACGCUAGGUGACAUCUGCAACACAAGCGAGUUCUACCUGUCAUAUCACUUGUACAUUGUUGCCUGUGCUGGAGCCGGAGCCACUGUGAUCGCUCUGAUCCACUUCCUCAUGAUUCUCUCCGCAAACUGGGCCUACCUUAAGGACGCCAGUCAAAUGCAUGCCUACCAAGACAUCAAAAUGAAAGAGGAGCAGGAGCUGCAGGACAUCACGUCACGCUCCAAGGAAUGCCUUCAUUCCUACACAUAAGGGCAUCGCACACGCACACGCGCGCACACGCAUUCAUGCAAAGGGCACGCAAGGGCAACCGUUCUGGCCCGUCGGGACAAGGCUGAGCUACAAUAACCACCUGUGCCGCACUAACAGACUAACACACUGCAUCCUCUGCGCUAACUCACCAUCUAGUAAUUUGCUUCUUAUUUUUUCUUUCUUACGUGCCCAUUUGGUUGUCUUGAUUGUCUAUGGCUGUCAUUUGGUAACCACUCUUUGCAAGGUGAAGCUCGAGACAUGAUUGCAUUAUAAUUAUUGUUACACGUAACCACAUGUGACAGUAGAAGCAUUGAAUUAUUCCCCCGUGCCCACCCGGUUUAUUUAGUCUGCAUAAUCCAUCUACGACAUGCACAAAAACAUUGCUGUGAAUACACUCAAACCGGAUAAAAAAAGUAGAUAAUAGUAUAUCAAAAAUGUGCAUGGAGGCAGUUCUAUGUGCUUUUGUGUGCAAAUGUGUUAACUUCAUGGCCUACAUUAACUCUACCUCAGGGGUCUGCUGGAGCCGGAUGAACAUGGAAAAUGUCAAGCAUGUACUGUACAACUAUAGUUUGGUAUUUUCAUUGUAAUGCUCAUUAAGCCACAACAUUAGGUAUACCUGCAAACUCAAAUACUACAGACUAUGUACGGGUGCAUUUGAGUACAUUAGAUUAUUGCAGAAACUUUCAUUUAUUUCAGUGGUUCAAAUGAAAACACAGUAAAAUAUUUCAAUAUUUUAAAGAUUGAAACCCCAAAUUCCCUGUCUCGAGAAAUUUGAAUAUUAGAUAAGAAACAAUCCAAAGUAAUUUUUAGUAGGGAAAUUAGGUAGGCGUUGGCCAGCUGAAAAUUAUUUUCCCGUGUUUAAUUCAUUUGUAUAUCAUGAGUUUCACUACUGAAAUAAAUUGAUUUUUCUAUGAUAUUCUAAUUUAUUAAGUGUAUGUAGAACAGUCCAAAUGUAAUAGUGUGGCUUUAGUUUUCUCCACUUUAGCAUUAAAAAAACACUUCAUAUGCACACUUUUAGAGGCAGUGAUGGGACUACAAAAAAUAUUGUGAAAUGAGCUUACCUUUAGAAGUCGUUGUAAGAUGUUUUUAAAGGUGAUUUCAUGAAAAAAAAUACAUCCUCAAUUUUUCUUUACCAUGUCUUUUCCCUCCAAAAUGUAGCGUAAACUAGUAUCUAAACAAGUUUUUCUUUAUUUUUCUGAUGUUGCUGCGCAUCCCCUAAAGCCCUCAAAGUUUGAAAAUUACAACUCUAAUGUGAUUCUCGUUCUAAUAUUUUAGUAACCAAUAUAUAUGAAACAUCUAUUUGUGACACUAGUCAGGGUAUCCUUGUCAAGGGUUUGUUUAAUGCUUUAUAAAGAUUGCAGAGUCCAAAACUUUGCUAGCCAUGAAUGGAAGUACAGUACCUAAUUGUUUAAUCGUCUUAAACUAGUUUAAAUUCACAAAAUUGUGAGUAGCCUAUAUUAUAUUUAAUAAGGAUUUAUAACGCAUAAGAACGGAAGUCUUAGCAUGGCUAUAUGUAAAGACUGCAAAUUACAAAAAAUAAAUCAAACAUAAAAUCAUUCAUUAUUGACAGAGCAUGAUUAUGUUAGGACAGGACUUUUCCCCACAGGUCUUUAGACAGUGCAGGUGUACCUAAUAUUGUGGAAAGUGAGUACAGUUUAAGUUAGCUUAGUCACACUCUGCAUCACAGCAUGCGGCUGUAUGCCAUAACAACAACAUGCUUGCUAAAUAUAUAAUUACAAAUAAGAAUUUGAUCGCUCAUAUUUGCCAUUUCAGCUCAUUAUUGUGAAUUGUAGUUACUCUACAGUGUUAUCAAACAUGACGUGUGUGUGCUUUGGUGCCAGUGGAAGCAAGUUUGGAUUAUCUAAAGAGCUUGAAGGUGUGACCUGUGUACAAUUAUUUUUUUAAUCCUUUUUCUAUAAUUGCAUCGGAAUUUGAAGUGUUAUAAUUACUGUUGUGUAAUCUUUUUAUGAUGUUAGUUGCUGCGCUAACGUUUUUGUUGCAUGAAGAUCAAAUGCAGAGUUGAUACACGAUCACGUAUAUUGACUUUGUGGUAGUAGGCAGUGUUUGCCUGUUCCUGUUUUGUUUAAUACAAAUGAUUAGCUCAGUAAUUCUUUAUGCUUAUAGGUUACUUUAUCCUACUGUAUGUAAAUCUUAUUAGUACACAUUUUCUACGUCUUUUCUAUGAAUGUUAAAGGGCUUCCCCCCACUGAACCCCAAGUCAUUUUAAGACUUUUAAACAAGCAACGACAUUUAUGGAAUGGGAUUUAGCCAAAGUGUGGACGGCAAGUGUCUCCUUUUGAAUCAACCAAAAACACGAAGAAGAAAAAAAAAAAAAUGCUACCUAUCAAUCAA